AUGGAGGUAGACGGCACCGUGGCUGCCCCGGAGGAGCGUGUGGUGGAAGAACGCCAGCGGCUGUGUGCAGAAUUUGCGGCGAUUACGGGCCGUGGCUGCGACGUGGCUCAGUGCUAUCUGGCGGAGAAUGACUGGCAGAUGGAAAGGGCGCUCAACUCCUACUUCGAGGCGGCCGUAGACCUCGGAGCUCUGGACUCGAGGACGCCGACUCCUCCGACGCCCCCGCUCGCCCCUACCCCAGCUGAGGCGGUCUGUGUUGACCUGACAAAUGAACCAACAAUUGAUAUCACCAAUACUGAUGUUAAUAUAGAGAAUUGUGUCCAGAAAGAAGAUGACAGUACGUUUUCUUUAAUUACCUGGAAUAUUGAUGGAUUGGAUAUAAACAAUUUGCAAGCUAGGGCUAGAAGCGUCUGUGAAUAUUUAGCUUUGUACACUCCAGAUGUGGUAUUUCUUCAAGAAGUGAUUCCACCAUACUAUGAUUACCUAAAGAAAAGAGCCACCAGUUAUAGAAUUAUUUCAGGUAAUGAAGAUGGCUAUUUCACAGUAGUAAUGUUGAAGAAGUCAAGAGUGAAGUUAAUGAGCCACGAAAUUACACCUUUUCCAGCUACUCAAAUGAUGAGAAACCUUUUGUGUGUGCAUGUGUCUGUAUGUGGUAAUGAGCUUUGCCUUAUGAGUUCUCAUCUAGAGAGCACCAGAAACCACUCUCGGGAACGGAUGAAUCAGCUAAAAAUAGUGUUAAAGAAAAUGCAAGAGAUCCCAGAGUCCGUUACUGUUAUAUUUGGAGGAGAUACAAAUUUAAGGGACCAUGAAGUUUCUAAAGUGGGUGGCUUGCCUGACAAAAUUUUGGAUGUUUGGGAGUUUUUGGGCAAACCUGAGCAUUGUCGGUAUACUUGGGAUACACAAGCCAACACUAAUUUGGCAAUAGAGGCUAGCUGUAAACUACGAUUUGAUCGGAUAUUUUUCAGACCUGCAGCAGCUAGGUGGCAAAGCAGAGAGAGUACCAACUCAGGAAGAUGUGAAUUCAAAUCCAACCUCAGAUAUUUCCAGCUAUGUGACCCUGGAUGCUGACCAUCUGAGUCUCAUGUCCCAAUAUGGUGCAAACAUCACACACCCUUCCAUGUUUGGAAAUAUCCAUCCUUCCCCCUGGUUCAGAUGAGUCUGAGGUAAUGGUCAUCACUAUCUGCCUUGCGAUUUGGCCUUUACACUAAUAUGAGCUUUCUGAAAUGAACUAACCGAUCAACUUUGUAAUUGGGUAACUGUUUCUAAAUAAGGUCUAUAUGAUGUUAUGUCUUGUGAGAUGUCAUCAACCUUAUAUGGAAGUAGUCAUUGUGUUACUGUCCUGGUAUAUAAACCGGGUCUUUGCCACCGGCAUGGUCUCUUGCUGGGGUCCAACAAUGUAAUAUGUGCAAGAGUGCUUUUAUUGGGGGACUUGGUCCUCUUCCAGUACAUUCUAACUUUCUACUUUGACUUGGAGAAAUUUGGCUUUUUGACUUUACUUAAAUCGUCUAUAUUGAGUUGGUGAGUUUCUAUUAUGGGAAUCCCCUUAGAAGCAUGUACAACUCCUGACCAGUACAAACAUCAUCUCAUUCAUUCAUAACUGAGGAAGCCGAGACUGAGGGCCAGUGAGCAUCCAGCUUAGAGCUAGGCCUUGUAGAAAAGGAAUUCAGAAGAGGUUCUUAGAGCAAAAAAAGGAAAAAGCCCAGAGGCUCCACUCUUGUCUUUUCCCAGAGUCGGACUUGACUAAAAUGAAUGAACCACAGUGUACUAAUGUACAGAUCACUAGGUAGUAGAGGUAUAUGUUUGAAUCAUAUCAAGUAGAAGGGACUUCAGAGGCCAAAUAGUCCAACUUUAUUUUACAGAUUAAGAAACAGACCCAGGGAGGUUGAGACUUGCCUGUAGUCAUACUAGCUCAUUAUAGAUGGAUUUGAACCCAGAUCCUUUGUCUUGUAGAACCCAGAGUGCUUUCCACAGUGGUUGAGUAUGACACUUUGUCACCCCAUUUAGCAUUUUCUUAGCAAAGACAGCAGAGGGGUUUGCUGUUUCCUUCUCCAGCUUAUUUUAUAGUAGCAGAAUUUGAGAAUUAAGUGACUUGCUGAGAUUCAUAUAGCUAAUAGUGGCCUGAGGUCAGAUUCAAACUUGGGAAGAUGAGUCUUCUUGACUCUAGGCCCAAUACUAUCUACUGCGCCAUCUUAACUGCCCACAGUAGAAUAAAGGAAGGAAUUGUUUUUACCUUUCUACCUUUAUUUUGUAGUGCUUUUAAGAUUCUUGUUGACUGAUAAUAAUAAUAGCUAACGUUUAUAUGCAAAAUGCUUCACAAAUAUUAUCUUGUUUUAUCCUCAUAGCAACCCCAGGAGGGAGAUAUUAUUUUUAUCCCCAUUUUACAGAUCAAGAACCUCAAGCAGAAAGGGUCAUAUAGUUAAUAAAUGUCUGAGGUUGAAUUUGAACUCAGGUCACCCAAAUUCCAAGUCUAGCACUCUACUCAUUGUUUCUAAGAAGUCAAAACUGUCUUCUCCCAAUAAACCGUGAGUUUUUAUAUAAUUUCCAUGAUGUUUUAUAUAAACUUUGUGCUUCCUACUAUAUCAUAGUGUUCUACCUGGAAGUUCUUAAUAACAAAAUAAUUUAAUUAGAUAUAUUUUAGACUUGCUCUUUUCCUUCAUUUAGUCUGUUCUUCAGUGACAAACAAAAUAUAGGUUGAUACUCCACCCUAUCCCCUCCAUGACUAUUUUAAUUAUGGUCAGAUGUUUUUAUUUUAUGUUACCUCUAAAGUGGUAUUUGGGUGACUGAGUUGGGUUUUUGUUAUGAAGCAAAUUGAGUUGAUUAUAUUAAUUUUACAGUCUUUCAGAUGAGAUCAUAGAAAUCAUGGCUUUCUGAGUUCAACUACAUGUUGGAUUUACAAAUCCAUCUGGGGAAAGAGUUGAAGAAAUUUUUGGCAGCCAGAAGACUAGCUCUUGUAUAAGUUGCUAAUUAGGAAGAACAGCAGUUACUCUAUCCCAUUGGAUUUUAUUUUCUGAAGGAACAUAUACAAUUCUACAGGUAAUUUCAAGGUCAUCAAUCUGGAUCAGUUCUUUUAAAAAAUUAUUACUGAUAAUAAUAAAUAUUAUAAAUAUUUAAUAAUUAAAAUAAAUUUAAAUAAAAAAUAACAUAGUGCUUUUAAGGUUUUGCAAAGUGCUUUACAUUUUUACCUCAUUUGAUCCUCACAACAAUCCUAUGAGGGAAGUGCUAUUACUAUUAUCUCCAUGUUAUAGAUAAAGAAGUCACAAUUCUUAUUUGUUCAUGGAUUUCAACCAGUAAGUCAGAGUCUGAAUUAUAGAGUUGGAAAGGGCCUUGGGAGUUCUCUAGUUUGGGGCCAGUAUUUUUAAAAAACCAUUUGUUUUUUUUCCCCCAAUUAAUGAGUAUUUCUUUUUUUUUUAAUAUGGCUGAGUGCAUUUGCUCAGAGUAAUAUUUCCAUUUAUAUGAAGAUGAGGGUUUUAAAAAAAUAUUUAAUUAAUGUAGAAUAUUUUUCCAUGGUUACAUGAUUCAUAUUUUUUCCCUCCUCUCUUCUCUCCCUCCUCCCAUAGUCAACAAGCAAUUCAUCUGGGUUUUACCUGUAUUAUUGAUCAAGACCUAUUUCCAUAUUAUUAAUAUUUGCAAUUGAGUGAUCAUUUAGAAUCUAUAUCCCCAUUAAUGUAUCAGGCUCUGUGUACAGUGUUCUCCUUGUUCUGCUCCUUUUGCUCUGCAUCAAUUCCUGGAGGUCGGUCCAGUUCACAUGGAAUUCCUCCAGUUCAUAAUUCUUUUUCAGCACAAUAGUAUUCCAUCACCAACAGAUACCACAAUUUGUUUAGCCAUUCCUCAAUUGAUGGACACUCCUUCAUUUUCCAAUUUUUUGCCACUACAAAGAGCAUGUCUAUAAAUAUUUUUCUACAAAUCUUUUUUCCUUAUCUCUUUGGGAUACAAAUCCAGCAGUGGUAUGGCUGGAUCCUUCAAAGGGCAGGCAGUCAUUUAAAGCCCUUUGGGCAUAAUUACAAAUUGCCUUCCAGAAUGGUUGGAUCAGUUCACAACAAUGAAUAUUUCUUUUCAUCUUCUACUCAUCCCUACUCUCCCAACUGAACACUUUUUGAAAGAAUUAAAACCCUUCUAACAAAUAUACCUAGCCAAAUCACUUUUAUAUUUGUCAUGUCCAAGGCUGCCUUAUUUUACAUUUUAAGCCCAUAACCUCUUCUAAGAAAUGCAUAGUAACAAAUGCUUCAUCUUUAGCUUUCUGGCAUCAUGGUUGGGCCUUGUGACCAAGUCUUCCCAAAUGAUAGUUCUUUAUAAUGUCGUCGUAUAAGUUGUUUCUUAGUUCUCUCUUCAGUGUAUCACUUCAUAGAUUUCCAUUUUCCUCUGAAACUGCCCGUUUCAUUAUUUUUUAUGUUGUAAUAAUAUUCCAUUACAUUCACAAACCAUUUUCCUUUUUUUUUUUAAUUUCAAUUAUAUGUAAAAACAAUUUUUAACAAUUGGUAUCUGACAUUUUGCAAUUCAGAUUUUCUCCCUUCCCCCCUUCCCUCCUGUUGUGGGAGAGCUGUUCUGGAAACCUGGGCCAGGAAGUGAUACUUUCUCAGGAAUGACAAGGCUCCAGUAAUUAGCUUUAAAAAUAGAAGAAAUUUAUUAAGUUUAAUGCAACUUGAAUUGUUGGGUUGAGUGGCUAGGAGGCAGGAGUAGGUGGAAUACUGCCUCCUAGAGGAGAUAGAGUUUGGGAUAUUUUUACCCUCUUUGCAAUAGGGCCUCCAUGACCAGAGAUGGGAUGAUGGUGGGGGGAUGUGUUAUGAUACAGAGGGGAGGAGUGAUGGUGGGUGAUGGAGUGAUGUUUUUUGAGAUUCUGGGAUCUGAGAUGGGUCAUGUGGCGUCCUAUGCCUUUUCAAAGUCAAAAGGGGGGAGAAUGAGUUCAGUUCAGAAGAUGGUUAGAUGUCUGAGCUCAAAACAGAUGCUUACUGGAAGCAAGUGUAAAAAAGAGAGGAUUUUGAUGGUUUGUCUCACUGGAAAAGAUAUCAUCACCAGUGAAACAGUUGAGUGGACCAAGUGGUGAGAGGUGAACCCUGAUGAUGGAAAGAAGCUGGCAAGAUCUCUCCCUGCUUAGGUGAAUUAAAGCAGGAAGUUGAGGUUACUUCUAGAGAAAAAGAAAAGAAGACUUUCUACUUUCUCAAGGCAUAUUUUAACAGACUGUAUCCCUUGAGCACUAAAGAGCACAGAAGCUGAGGGGGAAAAGGUAUCUGCUUCCCCUUUCAGCUGUUCCUCCAUGGAGAUUGUGACAGACCUAGUCUGAUCUUGCCACUGACUGGACAGGAUUCAAUCUGGAGUCCUGUCCCCAAUUGCCCAAUCAACCCUCUUGAUAUGAAGACAGGCCAAACCCAGAUCUGACUUAACUAAGGAUUUAUUUGAAAGGAAAGGGUAAUGUGUUGAAGGAAAAUGGGAGAAGGUUGCCCUGUCAAGCUAAACCCUCAGCUGUUGGAUCAAGAGGCAAGCGCCCAAACCCCAAAGUUCUCAGCCCCCUUUCCAGCUGUCUGCUUUCUUUAUCUCUAAACUAAUGUAUCUUUACACCAAAAAUAAUUCAGGGAUGGUUAGGAGAGACCAAGAAGAAGCCAGAGGGCUGGGCUCAAGGGUUUGUGUGAGUCCUUUCCUCAGGAAUAGAGAUCUUGAUGGCAGGUAGAGGAAAUAGUGAAUGGAUUUCUUUUGGAGAAUACAGCUGCAGGAAUCAAGGCAAGAAGCCUAGGUCCUUUUGUGGUUUUGGGGAAUUCCUUCAGCUGCCCAGAAGUGAACUUUUUAGCUCACCUUCCUGAAUCAGAAGACCCCCCCCCCCAAUCUCCCCCAGCCACCAGUUCUCUUCCCACAAUCCUUUGCUGUCAAACUGUCACUGUAGUGCUUGUCAGUCAAGCACAGGAUUCCAAAGGUCUCUCUCCAAUUUUGACGCAAGCUGGGAGGUACCUAUCUGUACUCAUCAAAAAUGAGGGGAGAGCCUGGAGGAAAUGUUCCUCUCAGCUCAGUCAACUUCCUUCUGUGCUACAGGAAUACAAGGGGAAAUGAAUCCUUUAUGUACUCUCUGACCUGGGACAUCUUCUGGGGUUUUGGGGUGUCUAGGCAAGUUCCAUACCCUCCUAUUACUACUUCCCCAAGGUGGUAAACCAUCUGAUAUAUGCCGGUACUGUCAUGCAAUAUGUAUUUCCAUAUUCCUUGUGCUGUGAAAGAAGACAUACUGCACAUGAGAAAAAACUCAUGAAGGACAUAAAAAUUGAAAAAUGGAAUGCUUUCAUCUGCAAUCAGAUUCCAACAGCUCCUUCUUUGGCUAUAGAUAGCCUUUUUUUUUAUCAUGUCUUUUGGGGUUAUCUUGGAACCUUGCAUUUGUCAACCUGGAAAAACAAAACAUGAAGGCAGCCACAAAGAACAAGGGAGACAGUGCUCUUAUGGCAACCACACAGUCAAGCGUACACAGGACAACACACCACACCACACUGAGUUAAGCUUUAAGACUGGGGAAAUGCACCAUGAAUGGGAAUCUUCAUCAUGAGAUUUUCUAGCGAACUAAAGAACUUGGGAAUAUGGAAAUAUAGGAAAGGAAGGACAACUGACCAAAUACCUAGGGGCUUGGGAAAGAGGUUAUGGCCUGAGGCUAAGGUGUCUGGGAGAGGCCCAAGUACAAUUAGAAACCAAGAAACCAAAAAAGGUACUUAAGACUUGAGUACAGUGGUACCUUGACACCAGAGUUUAAUUUGUACCAUGGCCAAGCUCGUAACUCAAUUAACUUGUGUGUCAAAUCGAAUUUCCCCAUUUAAAUGAAUGAAAAUACAAUUAAUCCAUUCUGGCCCUCAAAAACCACAUGACUUUUUUGUUUUAUGUCCUUUUAAAUAUGAAAAUGUACUUUGUAAAUAAUAAAUAUAUUUAUAGAUAAUAAAGCAUGUAAAGAAAUAAA
Messenger RNA from Monodelphis domestica (gray short-tailed opossum), 6919 nucleotides. It is a transcript of the gene TDP2, whose product is annotated as tyrosyl-DNA phosphodiesterase 2. Gene Ontology annotation, biological process: double-strand break repair. Lineage: Eukaryota; Metazoa; Chordata; Mammalia; Didelphimorphia; Didelphidae. The record is from RefSeq and is a predicted model, not a curated record. Gene Ontology annotation, cellular component: cytoplasm; PML body. Gene Ontology annotation, molecular function: protein binding; single-stranded DNA binding; 5'-tyrosyl-DNA phosphodiesterase activity.